Messenger RNA from Drosophila yakuba, 2006 nucleotides. RefSeq lists its product as uncharacterized. The coding region runs from base 529 to 1836 and encodes 435 amino acids. NCBI's taxonomy places the organism in Eukaryota, Metazoa, Arthropoda, Insecta, Diptera, Drosophilidae. Gene Ontology annotation, cellular component: Cdc73/Paf1 complex. The record is from RefSeq and is a predicted model, not a curated record. The transcript has 3 exons. Gene Ontology annotation, molecular function: DNA binding; RNA polymerase II C-terminal domain phosphoserine binding.
UAUGCAGAAACAAUCCUCAGUUAUGUUUACGAAAGUAUUGUAAUUAAAAUAUUCUGGAAUACUUGCUUUGGAAAACAUCCAGAAACCUUUCAAAUAAUGCAUACAGAAGCCUUUUAGGGAAUGCAUCCAGAAGCCUUUCAGGGAAUGCAUCUUGAAGCAUUUCAAGUAAUGCUUACAAAAGCCUUUCACGGAGUGCUUACAGACGCGUUGCAAGGACGCCCUACUUGUGGAACACCUUCCACUCGAAAAAGAGUUAUGAAAGAACGUGUUCCGGAAUAAUUCUGGGUACCUAAACUGCACCUUUACUUCUAUAUCUUUUUGUAAUAUGUAAGGUCCAAAUUUAUGGGAUAGUGUGCUCUGGAAGAACCGUAUUUUCUCAACCUAAAAAUCAAACAAUCAAUCAAUCAAUGCUGUUCUUUCAAAACUUCAAAGUCUCAGGGAAUUGGAUCAAAAUCGAUUAUUGAGUUAGGAGGGCCUUUACGACAAGUUCAACGUUCCAUUAAAGUUGGAAAACAGCCCAAUUACAGAAUGAAUGAGCGCGAAUGGUCAAGACGUAAGAUCACAAAUAAACAGGAGUCUGGUGACAAUAAGGCUCACGCUUUUAAGCGUUUAUUAGCAAUGCGGAACUAUAAAUUCGGCAAGGGCAAAUGUUCCGAAGACUGUGCAGGGAAGACUAAGGCUAGUAAUUAUUGCAAGGCACAAAAGCGGAAGGAGGUAAAUAUCAUGGGUAUAGAGACUUGUUCCGGAGACUACUCGCCACACAGUGAGUGGGAGAAUGUAUCCCAAAACGUUCCGCCAGAGAAAUUUGAAAAUGAAGUAUUCGACCGGGAACAGCUAAGUGGAGCAGUCAUAAAACGAAACGACAUGGAGAAUUUACUAAAUAAAUCUAUUUUCUCGGAGACUGUAACCGGAUCCUUUGUGCGGCUAUGUGUUGGAAAAAUCUACUGCAUCUACGAAAUUAUUGAUUUAAAUCAGGACAGAAAGGAUUACCAAGUAGGCAGUAAGCACACCAAUCUGCUCCUGACAUUGAGGUGCGGUUCCGAAAAGCGUUUCUCGCGUAUAGACGUGGUUUCGAAUCAGCCAAUUACACAAAAGGAAUUCUUAUUGUGGCUGGCAACCAAUCUGCGCGAUCGACACAUUUUGCCAAAACUUUCUGACAUUGCUAAAAAGCAGAUGCAGAUAAAAGAGGCCUGUAAAUACAAUUUCCCUGAAGCUGAUGUGGAGAAACAUAUUCAAACCAAAAGGAAAGCUGGUCUAAAGCAGAAUGCCGUUUACAGAAAAAUUUGUCUAAUCUUAGAACGGGAAAUGGCAGCGGGUAAAGACGAUGUGGGAAAAGUGCAAGCGUUGGAAAAGGAAAUCCAAGAGAUCGAUAAGGAACACAGAGCCCAUAUCGAUAAUUCUGGCCAGCAUCGGUAUCCCGUACUUAGUUUUUCACGCGUGGUUCAAAAGCAUACCAUUUACCGGGACGAGUUAGGUGUGGUUCCCAGAGGAAAAAGUUCCUUUGGUAGGGGAACCGCGAAUCCUGAUCAACUUAAUCUGGAGCAGUAUAUGCGUCGAAAAUAUAAAAAAAGUGUUGUCGUCAGUCGCAGUCGACUUAAUGAAAAAUUAGAUGAUCAGGAGAAGGGUUUUUCAACUACGAUACUCGAAAUUCCUAUCGAAAAAGAAAAGAAAGAGGGUGAGGCUGAGACAGAGAGAACGAGAGAGAAAGAUCUCCAUUUGCAAAAGUUUAAUGCGUUUAAAAUUGAAUUAGAUACGACAGGAUUAAUUCCUUUCAAUGAAAUCUUCACAAAUGUGAAGUUUGAUAGCCCUUGGGAUGAGAUAAUGAAAGGCUACUAAGGAUUUCAAACCACUACCGCUACGAGAAUGCUUACAAUGCAACAAAUGGAUCAAAUCUUAUAAAAUAUAAUAAUUGUCGUGCGAUUACACUUAAGUAUUUAAGUUAAUGUUUAAUAUUAAUAUUGAAAGUCGCAGUUGUGAAAUAAAAGGACCAUCGUACUUAACUAUUA